AUGGGUUUCGCGAUCCCGAAAAUCACCGUCGCUGAGGCAGGAGAGAGCCUGCGGAGUAUCAGCGGAGGACUGGAAAACCUGAGGGAUGUGCCAAGUAUGGAAGGUGAUAAUAAUAGCCCCAUCCACGACAACAACCAACUGCUCUCCACGACGUCGACGACGAUGAGCUCGUUUAGAAAUCAUAGGGUCAUCAUCGCGUCCCUCUUCCUCCCCACAACCGUGGUCGUUGGAGAGUCAGCGCCCCCGACGCCUGAGAGGAACUUCGAGGACGCUCCGCCCAUAUCGAUCCCUGCCAUUGCCGCUAGGCUUGCCAGCGAAAAGAACAAGCCCCUAAAGAGCGCUCUCGCCGGCAAGAGCACUCCACACAGCUCCCACACAAGGACGCCUAGCGCCAGUGGUCCGCUGAAGAGCAUUGUCGAAGAUCUGAAAGAUAAGUCUCGGCUGACGUCGCCUGCUGUUCGCUCACCUGCAACGGAGACCGCGAACCCGUUCACCAAGCUCACCCGCUUCGCUGAGGAUACGCCCACACCGGGUCGUGCAACGCCCAAGCUCGAUGUUCUCGCACCCACCUCCCCGCCAGCCAUCGGGCGGAAAGGAUUCCGUGCAGACGGUCCUUCUUCUCGACUGCAUCGCAAGUCACGGUCGCGAUCCCGUCGCCCCACUGUUGCUUCGCCAGUGAGCCCUGUCAGGGAGCUCGAUCCCGACUCCGACAGUUGGCACUUUGAGCCCUCGACAGUCUGCAACGGUGGCCUCCGCAACGCCAUUGACAGCGUUGGUGAACGUCUGAGGAAGAAGGUUUGGGUUGGUACCCUUGGAACACCUACGGACGGAUUCGGAGAGGAAGUGAGGAAAGAGAUUGACGAGCGUCUCCUCAGCCAACGCGAGAGCGUUCCUGUCUGGAUCCCCGACGACGAAUUCCAAAGCUGCUAUGACGAGUUCUGCCAUCAGGUUCUCUGGCCAUGCCUCCAUUAUGCUGUUCCCGAUGCUCCCAAGACCAAGAUGUUCUACGAAUCUGCCACUUACAAGCAAUACAAGGCAGUCAAUGAACGUUUCGCCGACGUCAUCGCCAGCAUCUACCAAGAGGGCGACAUCAUUUUCGUCAAUGACUACCAUCUCAUGCUUUUGCCACUAAUGCUCCGCAAGAGGCUCCCCAACACCGCCAGCAUCGGUUUCUUCAUGCACGUCGCCUUCCCCUCCUCCGAAAUCUUCCGCUGCUUGUCCGUCCGAAAGGAUCUCCUUCUUGGUGUCCUUGGUGCCGACUUUGUAGGAUUCCAGACCGCGAACUACGCCAGACAUUUCAGGCAGACUGUCAGCCGAAUCUUGGCUUUCGAAGCACUUCCAAAAGGCAUUCAGCUUCCGGAAGACAAAGGAGACGAACAGCUGACUGAAGGUUCUGUCAAUGGAAAGAAUGGAAGGCGCGUUCGGGACGGUUUGGCUGAUCAAGGUCGUUUCGUCGAUGUUGCGUCCGUUCCUAUGGGCAUCGAUGUCGUUCAGCUCAAGGAGCGAAUGGAAGAUCCGGAAGUUGAAGAAUGGGUUCAGGUUCUCAAGCAACGGUAUGCCGGCAUGAAGCUUCUUGGUGUGCGACACAAGAUCGCGGCCUUCGAAGCCUUCCUCGACAAGUACCCUGAAUGGCAAGGCAAGGUUGUCCUCAUCCAAGUUGCCCUCCAAACUACCGAAUCCAACGAGCUUGCUGGUGGAGUCGCCGACUUCGUUUCUCGCAUCAACUCUCGAUUCUCCACCCUCACCUACCAACCUGUUGUCUUCCUCCAUACCCAGGACUUGACCUUCAGCCAGUACCUCGCCCUGCUGACCGUCGGUGAUGCGUUCAUCGUCACCAGUCUUCGAGAGGGUAUGGCUCUCAGAACCCACGAGUGGGUCGAGUGUCAGUCCAAGAAGCAUGGUGCCCUGAUUCUCAGUGAGUUCACCGGUACCUACAGCUACAGCGGCUUCCGCAGCUGUAUCGCGAUCAACCCUUGGGACACUCGAGGAACUGCCAAGGCCAUCGAACAGGCCUUGACCAUGAGCCCCGAGGAGGCUCGCUCCCGCUGGGAAGAUCUCCACAACCACGUCAUUACCCAAACCGCCCAGAACUUCGUCACCGCCUUCCUCAACCGUACUCUCCGCUCACAUGUCGCCCACCUCGCCUCACUCUCCCAGUCCGGCACCGACCCGUCUGCCGUCCCUGUACUCGACCUUCCCCGUCUCCUUCCCCGGUAUAAGCACUCGAUGAAGCGUCUCAUUUUGAUCGAUUUUGAGGGAACGCUCUGGAGGCGAGACUUGUCUCAUGCGGGUAUGGCGAAGACGUUGAGGAAGGAAGAUGAGUGGAGUGAGGAGGAUGAAGAUUGGCCCAAGGAAAGUGUGGAGGUUCUCAAGGCCCUCUCCGAGGAUAGGAGGAAUGAGGUUUGGGUUCUUAGUGGUUUGGCUAGGACGGGUGUGUUGGGCAAGGUUGCCAAGGUUGUGCCCAAGGUCGGCAUUGUUGCCGAGAACGGUUGCUUCAUCCGGACCAGGACUAGUCGCAACUCGGAGGGUCAGUGGAUCAGUAUGGUCUCUCACUUCAACUUGACCUGGAAGAGCGCCUGCCUGGAGAUCCUGAACUACUUCACUGAGCGUACCCCAGGCUCGUUCGUCGAGGAGCGCGAAGCGUCUGUCGUCUGGCGCUUCUGGAGCACCGACACUGUCGACGAAACCAAUCCUGACCGUCAAUGGGCCCGCCGACAAGCUGCCGAAGCUCAAAACCACAUCUUCGAUUCCCUCGGCGAGCGUUUCGGUUUGCGUAUCAUCCCCGGCAAGAACUCCUUCCUUGUCCUGCCGAACAACAUCUCUCGUUCCACCGCCAUCAGUGCUAUCACCCACCCUGGUGGGCCUGCUCGUUCGCCUUAUAUUGGCCGUGCCACCUGGAUGACGCCCGAUACCGACGAAUUCGCUCUACAUAAAAGUGCUGGCGGAGGGUAUGUAGGCUAUGGCGGAAGUGGUGGUAUGGGCGGUGAUGGCACUGUUGAGGAGACCGACUUCUUGUUGGCAAUCAGCAGUGACGAGAGACUUUUGAGACGGUUGAACGAGGAUGAUGGUGCUGAGACGGUUAGUACCAGUGGGAAGGGUACUGAUGCCCGGUGGAGGGUCGACUUUGAAGAGUUGGGCGGUAUGUUGAAGGUUUUGGCGGGUGUGACCUCGCCCUAA
Messenger RNA from Coprinopsis cinerea okayama7#130, 3177 nucleotides. Its product is annotated as trehalose-phosphatase. Gene Ontology annotation, cellular component: alpha,alpha-trehalose-phosphate synthase complex (UDP-forming); cytosol. Gene Ontology annotation, molecular function: catalytic activity. Lineage: Eukaryota; Fungi; Basidiomycota; Agaricomycetes; Agaricales; Psathyrellaceae. The transcript has 10 exons. The record is from RefSeq and is a predicted model, not a curated record. The coding region runs from base 1 to 3177 and encodes 1058 amino acids. Gene Ontology annotation, biological process: trehalose biosynthetic process.